Molecule: messenger RNA, 958 nt
Organism: Asparagus officinalis (garden asparagus)
Lineage: Eukaryota; Viridiplantae; Streptophyta; Magnoliopsida; Asparagales; Asparagaceae
Product: NEP1-interacting protein 1-like
Exons: 5
Coding region: 24-785 (253 amino acids)
Source: RefSeq, a predicted model, not a curated record
AUUUCAGCUUCAAGACUUAAAACAUGGACGUGCUUGGUGCUCUCUUAUCAAUUUUCUAUUCUUCCGACGAAACUCUUGAGAGUAGAAUGAACACCUCCUUCUCUAAUUCUUCGCAAUUUUUAUCAUCAUCAUCGUCUUCUUCUUCUUCUCAUGUCUCAAAUCGUGAUACAAACUUUGCCCAAAGAGCCGGAAGGCUCAUUCAUGUCAUCAUCACUUGCAUCAUUGCAGCAGUUGGUUCAUCAGUAGGAGCUGUGACUGGAGGCUUAAUAGGCUUAGCAACUGAAAGUGGUCCACUAAGAGGAGCUGGAAUUGGUGCAAUAUCUGGUGCAGUGUUCUCAAUUGAGGCUUUUGAGUCAUCUAUUGCUAUAUGGCACUCAAAUGAAUCAGGGAUAUGGAGUGUUCUGUAUGUGGUAGACAUAAUUUGUAGCCUGUUAAGCGGGAGGCUAGUUAGAGAGAAGGUUGGCCCUGCCAUGAGAAGUGCAGUACAAAGUCAGAUGAGUGCAGUGGACUCUCCUUUUAUGGAAGCUAUCGAUAUCUUUGAUACUGGCGGUACAAAAGGGUUGACAGAGGAAUCAGUAGAUAAGAUUCCGCAGAUUAGUAUCAAUUGUCAAAACAUUGUGGAUGACAUGGGAGAGAGACUUUUCUGUGUAGUUUGCCUUCAGGAUUUUGAGAUAGGAGAGACGGUGAGGUGUUUGCCUUACUGUCAGCAUAAGUUUCAUCUGCCCUGCAUUGAUGGCUGGCUCAUAAGACAUGCAUCUUGUCCACUGUGUCGACGGGAUUUAUGAACUAUUCAUCACUUUUUCUAUAUAAUUAUGAGAGGAUGAAAAUGCAUAUUCCAUGUUCAGGCUCUCAGAAUUUUGUUUUUCUGUUCUUUUGUAAAUUAGUGAACAAUGUAAUCAUGGUACGUGCUGGAUUUUACUUUGUAUCAGAUGUCAAUACUAUAUGUACUUAGUAGUAA